Triticum dicoccoides is the source of this 1053-nucleotide messenger RNA. RefSeq lists its product as uncharacterized. NCBI's taxonomy places the organism in Eukaryota, Viridiplantae, Streptophyta, Magnoliopsida, Poales, Poaceae. The transcript is spliced from 2 exons. The record is from RefSeq and is a predicted model, not a curated record. The coding region runs from base 1 to 1053 and encodes 350 amino acids.
AUGGAUCCACCUACGGCCGCGGCCGCCAUGCGGCGCUGGGAGAAUCUCCAAGAAGACCUCGUCGGUUGCAUCGGCGACGGGGUCGAGGACCUCAAGUGCUACGCCAGCGUGCGGGGCGCCUGCACGGCGUGGCGCCGGGCGCUCAAGCCGCCGUCCCCGCUCCUUCUCAUCGGCCAGAACAGCACCGCUACUGCCUUCUCGCUCCCCACGCGCCGCUCCUUCAGCGUCAGGGCCAUCCCCGGGCCCUACUUCGGCUCCAAGGACGGGUGGGUCGCCUAUCUCUCCGAUUGCUGGCCCUGGCUAUGGGCCGGCUUCUGUGUGUUCAUCCUCUCCAACCCCAUGACCGCCCUCGAUGUCUUCCUGCCGCUACUCGGGUGCGAGAACAGGCUCGUCACCAAGGUCGUCUUCGCACCCAGCCCCGCCAAGGACGACUUCACCGCCGCCGCCAUUUGUGGGGUCACUGGGCUUGGUUACGUUGUCGCAUGGGACAAGGAGUGGACCAUCCUCGAUCCCCUCCGCCUUCACGCAAGAUAUCAGCUCACUGACGUCCUCUUCUAUGGCAAAGGUACAGUAUACUACCUCACCUGGUGUGGAGAUGUCCACGUGCUCCACCUGGCGGAGCUCCGCCGGAUUGGACCGACACUGGUGACCACGGUCGAGCCUUUGUUGUCUGCCAACAACCAUCCAUUCGAGUUCGACCCUGAGACCAGUUUUAAACCGUUCCACGGCAAACUGUCGAGUUUCACUGGCGCCAAGCACCUUGUAUUCUGCGAGGGCAACCUCUACCAAAUCUGGGGGAACGCGAGCUGCAGGGUCAAUUUGUGUCUGCCAUCGGGCAGUGGUCGCCGCUGGGUAGAGCAGAAUGAAAUAUUUGUUCUGAGAUAUUAUCCCCAGCACCAACCAUGUUGGGAUGCCGUCACCGGCUUGGGUGCCUACUCAGUGUUUGUCGGGAGGAACAACGCGGUGUCAAUUUAUGCCCAAGGUGUCUCCAGACUGAAGGGUAACUGUGUGUACUGGAUCAGCAGAUUUACUUCCUAUGUUGUUGGUUUCUAG